AUGAAGCAUAUCAGUUUAAAAACUGGAGAUUAUACAUUUAAAAGAAAAAAUGAAAUUUUAGUACAGGCAUGGAAGCCAAAACGCAAAAUCGUAUACAUGGUUUCUACAAUACAUUCGGGAGAACUAACAAACACAAAAAAAGUACAUURGAAAACAAAACAAGAAAUUAUAAAACCUCAAUCGGUCAUAGAUUAUAACAAAUAUAUGAUGGGCGUGGAUUUGGCCGAUCAGUUUUUAUCAUAUUUUUCCAUUAUGAGGAAAACCAAAUUUUUACAUGCUGUUGCACUUUUAUGGAUCGAAGAAUAUACAAGUACUCAAGAUGUAUCGAAUGUUCGUGGCGAACAACCUUCGGUAUUAGUUCCUACACCUCGCASAUCAAAAUAUKAUCACCAUCAGAGACUAUCGGGUGAUAUGAAGAAGCACAACGUUACUCGAAUUAUUGGAUCUGGGAACAAAAACCGAUAUGUACGACGUCCAUGCAAAGUUUGCUCUGCUAGCAAAAAAAGAAGCGAGAGUAGCUUUAUGUGUUCUCUUUGCCAAGUACCUUUACAUCUUGGAAAAUGUUUUGAACAAUACCAUACAUCCCUUAAAUACUAA
Messenger RNA from Polistes dominula (European paper wasp), 597 nucleotides. RefSeq lists its product as uncharacterized. NCBI's taxonomy places the organism in Eukaryota, Metazoa, Arthropoda, Insecta, Hymenoptera, Vespidae. The record is from RefSeq and is a predicted model, not a curated record.